This is a messenger RNA of Bactrocera tryoni, 1663 nucleotides long. RefSeq names its product probable cytochrome P450 6a21. NCBI's taxonomy places the organism in Eukaryota, Metazoa, Arthropoda, Insecta, Diptera, Tephritidae. The record is from RefSeq and is a predicted model, not a curated record. The transcript is spliced from 2 exons. Gene Ontology annotation, molecular function: oxidoreductase activity, acting on paired donors, with incorporation or reduction of molecular oxygen; heme binding; monooxygenase activity. The coding region runs from base 1 to 1530 and encodes 509 amino acids.
AUGGCAAUAACGCAAAUUCUAUUACUCAUAGUCUUGGGGCUUGUGGGUUACUUUGCCUAUUGGUUUCGGAAGCGCAUGAAUACUUGGCAGGAUCUUGGCAUCGCGUGCGAUAAGCCAAACUAUUUGCUGGGAAAUUUGGUGGGAAUGCUCAAAACACGUUCAUUCGCGGAUAUAGGACGUUCCACGUAUAGUAAAUUCAAAGGUACGGGACCGUUUUGUGGUUUCUAUUGGUUUCAUCGUCCUGCAGUUUUUGUACUGGAAACCAGCCUUGUUAAAGCUAUACUCAUCAAGGAAUUCAAUAAGUUCACCGAUCGCGGCUUCUAUACGAAUCCAGAUGAUGAUCCACUCUCAGGGCAUCUCUUUUCGUUGGACGGUCAUAAAUGGCGUGCCAUGCGCAAUAAGCUCUCACCAACAUUCACUUCUGGCAAAAUGAAACAAAUGUAUCCGACAGUUACUAGAGUGGCCGCAGAGCUUGUGAAUGUAUAUAAUGAGGCCGUGAAUGGUAAACGGCGGUCUACACUAGAAGUGCGCGAUUCUCUUGGGCGCUACACCGCUGACGUGAUUGGUUCAUGCGCUUUUGGCAUCGACUGUAACAGCUUGAAGAAUCCCAAUGACCCAUUCCGUCAGAUGGGUAGACGUGUGUUCACAGAUCACCGUCAUGGUCCAUUAGCGAUGGCAUUAAUUCUUCUAUUUCCCAAAUUGUCUCGACGUUUACAUAUUAAAAUAACACCCGAUCACAUAACGGACUUCUACAUGCGCAUUGUUCAUGAAAAUAUAGCAUAUCGUGAAGCGAAUAACAUUAAACGUCAUGACUUUUUCGAUAUGCUGUUGGAUUUGAAAAAUAAUAAAAUGAUGAAGUCAGAGGACGGUCAGGCAAUGACGAAUAUAACCGUUGAAGAGUUGGCCGCGCAAGCAUUUGUAUUUAUGGUAGCCGGGUUUGAGACCUCGUCGACAACCAUGGGCUUUGCGCUCUACGAGCUGGCACAGCGUGACGACAUACAGCAACGUGCGCGACAGGAAGUUGUUGAAGUACUGCAGAAACAUAACGGUGAAUUCACUUAUGAAUGUAUGAACGAAAUGGUUUACUUGAACCAAGUGAUAUCAGAAACACUACGCAAACAUACAAUAUUGCCCAUGCUUGUGCGGGAAUGUCUGGAGGACUAUCAAGUGCCCGAUCAACCCAGAUAUGAAAUUAAGAAGGGCACGUUUGUGAUAAUCCCGGCUGUGGGUAUACACUAUGACGAGGAUUACUAUCCCAAUCCGGAACAGUUUGAUCCCGACCACUUUACGCCCGAAAAGGUGGCGCUGCGCGAUUCCACUGAGUGGCUGCCCUUCGGCGAUGGUCCGCGUAAUUGCGUUGGGCUGCGUUUCGGUCUUAUGCAGACAAGAGUUGGCUUGGCUUACUUGUUGAAGAACUUCAAGUUUAGUGUUAGCGAAAAAACACAGAUCCCCAUUAAAUACAGCAAGGAAUCUUUUCUGUCGUUGGCUGAGGGUGAUAUUUACCUGAGCGUUGAAAAGUUGGCUGCUUGAGCUGAUCGAGGUGGUGAUCUUUGGAAGUACAAUUAAGUAUAAUUGAAGAUUGAUUACAUUGUUGUAUGCAGAUGCUGUCAAUUAAAGCGCAAACUUUCAAUAAAUAGAUAUUAUUUUAAUUGCCUCAAGGAAA